Molecule: messenger RNA, 1639 nt
Organism: Triticum urartu
Lineage: Eukaryota; Viridiplantae; Streptophyta; Magnoliopsida; Poales; Poaceae
Source: RefSeq, a predicted model, not a curated record
UCAAAGGCGAGAUCCCAGGAGAGAUCAAGCUAGAAACUCGAAAUGGUUACUGUCACACUAUUGUGGUUGCCAAGAACCAAGAAAAGCAUGUCCUUACAGUGGGUUGGCGGCAAUUUGUUGAAAGCUAUGAUCUACAGGAGGAUGAUUCCUUAAUAUUCAGAUACAAAGGGAACUCUCAGUUUAGUGUCAUGAUCUUUGAUAAGCUUGGUCCUGAAAAAGCAUUAUCGGUUGUUCUGGAUCCUUUUUGGCCUCAGGUCCAAGACAGGUGCAACGAGGCACAUGAAAACGGGUGAAAUACUAUACUUUAUUAUUCAUGUCUUUAUUUCUUGGCACCAAAUUUCACUUCAAAUGGCUUUCACACUGCAGGUAUUCUCAAAAGAUGGAAGUGCCUCGGAAAAGAAGAAAAAGCCGGAUUGAAUAUCACUACGCAAACUUGGAUGAUGAGAAGAAAUAUUUCUUGGUGCUUAUGAUGGACAAUUUUCAACAUGAGAUGAUCAUCCCAAAAGAAUUUGUUCAGUGUUUCAAGGGCGAAUUCCCAGGAGAGAUGAUACUUGAAACACAAAAUCGUUGCAGUUAUGAAAUUGGAGUUGCCAAGAACAAUGAAAACCUUGUCCUUAUAGUGGGAUGGGAUAAUUUCGUUGAAACCUUUGGUCUAGAGAUGGGUGACGCCAUGUUAUUCAGAUACAAUGGGAACUCUCAGUUUAAUGUCAUAAUCUUCGAUGAAUCUGGUUGUGAGAAGGCAUCAUCUCCGCCUCCCGUGCAAGAAAGGCGCACAAGUGCUACUGAUACUGUGAAAAUUUCUGAUUUCUAUCCUCAGCCCAUACAAAUGGUACUGCCAGAGUCACCACCAACGAAAAGGGAUGCCAUACAAACGCAGCCAUUUAGCACAGUGAAAGGGAUGCCAAUGGAGUCACCACGCCUCCAAAUGGAAAGGGACAAGUCAUGUCAAGAUAACAGCACUGUGAUAAGUAUUUCCUCCGGCGGGUCAUCAGAAGAUGAUGUCUCCUCUGAAGAAGUACGUGAAGUGACUGGUUCCGAAUGCAUUGUUUGGAAGAAGGUACGAUCUUCAUUUCAGAAGGAGCAGUUGAAGGAUCGUUAUAUUACCGCCCACAAGAGUAGACUAACUUCAGCUCAGAAGGAAGUGGUGAAGCAGAAGGUCCAAUCCAUACAACCAGAGAUCCCAUUCUUUGUUGCUGUGAUGCGCAAGUGCAACGUUGUUUUAGAAUUCUUUCUGGUUUUCCCAAAACGCUAUGCUAAGGCAUAUCUUAAAGAGAAGCGACACUUGUCUCUUCAGGUGAUGGGCAAGGAGUGGCCGGUGUGGUUUCGUGAAAACAGUUGCGAUAAAAGGCUUGGAAAUGGAUGGAAACGGUUUGUAGAAGACAACAAGCUGAAGAUGGGUGAUAUGUGCCUCUUUGAACUGCUGAGAGAUGAGAGGACCAUGGAGGUACAUAUCAUCCCCGCCGCAAACGAUGACAAUUAUCGGGCAGGUCUCCAGAAUGGUGCUGACCGGGAAGCGGCGUUCCGGGGAGGGGCUCCUACUCAUCAUACGGAUGGAGCGUGUGAUCCUGACACAAGGUUGCUUCGCAUCACUAAAACUGAAGCUAUGGAAGAUGAUGCUGUUGCCCCUGAUGGUGCCUGA